AACCUAGCCCCUCUCUUCUCAGUUCUCACAGUCUCGCUCUCUACACCCUCAGCGCCGGCGAGACCGUUCCUCCCACCACCUCGCAGCGCCGUGAAGCCUUCCUCCCAGCGCCGCCGAAUCUUUCAUCCCACUGCUCCCAGGACCUCCUCGCGGACAGAGAGAGCACCACGAAGCCCCAGCCACAGCCAGCGCCCAGCAGCCCAGCACCACCCUCGCACAGUCGCACCCAGCAGGCCAGCAGUAGAACAGCACCACCCACUCACCCAGGACCACCCAGCGGACAGAGCACCACGCCACCACCCAGCAGCGUUUCUGUCCACCCACAACACAACACCUCCCACCCAGUCACCGAUUCAAGUCAGAGAUGGAGCCCGAGCCACUGAGUCAGGUAUAAAGGUAGACCAGCAUUACCGAGGAAGUUGAUGUCGCAGGGUGCUACACAGAAGCAAUAUAGUGUUAAGUAAAGUGUAGUAAAAUCAGUAUCUCCAUGAUUUCAUUGGUGUUCCUUCCUUCCCUGCCCAACGGCCCAGGUGACGCUGAUUACCGAUAAGAGAGAGACCGACGAGGCCUACUAGGAACACUUGAAAUCCGACGUGAAAAAGGUCCAAGGUGGUCGCAACUGACGGUGACCAAUUCGGAUCUGUUGUCUUCACUCGUCUUCCAUAGCUGAAUCUUAACCUUCAUGCAGCAUUCCUCCAACACAACGCAGCACCACUCAACUCUCUUCUUCAUAUUGCUUUCGUUUCUUCUUCCUAGCCCCUCUUCUGAAACUACUGUUUUUUUGCCCUUACCAGUUACUAUUUUGAGCUCAAAAAUUCUUAUCCAAAAUCAGAGUUUGCUGUGAAAACGCUUAACGUUUUAAAUUAAUUUCCUUGUUCAGCCACCUUAUGAGGAGCUGAUUUUGAGAGUUGCUGAUUUACGGGAUUUUUGUUCUGAAUUUACCAAGCAUGGAUAAAGUUUCAUCAGACUGUCCAUACCCGGGGUGCUUCUUUUGUGUUAUGAAGGAAGGGAAUCCAAGUAAACGUAGAGCAAGUAUACUGAAAUUCUUUCGGGAACUUCCAUCUCAGGAUGAUGAUGGUCAGGUGCUCCCUAUCAGUGGCUUGUGGAACACGGCAAUGGCACAUCCAAAUGACCCUGAAUUCAUAGAGCUAGGAAUUUUUGAAUGCAUGGCUGCUCUAAUAUGGAAGGGACUGAAGAAUCGGCGCUGGCUUUCUCACGAUCAAAAUAUUUACAUUCCUUAUUAUGCAGCUCAUAUAAUUGGUUCCUACACAAUGAAUAUGGAAGAAUUUGCUGAAAGUGCUGUGCAUGCUGGACAUUUAGCUACGUAUGCCAGCACUUUUCCUACUGUUGCAAGUCAUGGUGAAAUUCUUGAGCUCUCCAUCCAGUUAGCAAUGAGUUCCCUUGAAAUAGUUUAUUCGCACUUUUACCAAUAUGUUGAUAGAAGGCUAAGUUAUCAUUGUGAUUUGCUUACACGUGGCAUGGGUGGUGUUGAAAUGGAGUCCAGGAAGGCUGAGGAAUGGGCUAGUCAGUUGCAAUGUUGGUCCCUUCAGCUGAUUAAUUGCUUUGCUUUCAAACCUGAAUUCCUUCCUACGAUAUGCAAAACUGAAUUUCUGAUCAAACUACCUGGCAUGUGGGGUGGACUUGUUAAUGAAAAUUCACCAGCUGGUAUUGGUUUAUUAAGAACAAUUUGUCAUCAAAAGCUUGGUAGGGGACCCAUUGCCAGUUGCCCCAGUAUUAUUGAAGCUUUGUGUAAUAUUGCCCGGUCUUCGGAUGAUUGGCAGUAUAUGGCAAUUGAUUGUCUUCUAUGGCUUCUUCAAGAUCCCAAUACAUGUCACAAGGUGAUUGAUAAAGUGGUUCCUGCAUUAGUUGACCUUGCCGAAAUUACAACUCUUGGCGACCACAAAAAGCUUGGUGAUUCCAUUGUUGGUGUUCUUCAGGACUGCAUCCAGUCGCAGGGGUCAGGAAGAAGCUCAAUUAGUGGUCGCACUAGUGAACAAAUUGAGGACCUAUUAAAUUCAAAGCAAAGGUUAAAAUGGGAAAAGAAUAUGCCCAAGGAAGAUCUACACAUUAAGCAGGCUGCAGCUCUGGUGGUCAAGCUUGAAGGAAAUUCUCUGUUCUCAUCUGGAAAUAUUUCUGGAGCUGCAUCAAAAUACUCAGAAGCAUUGUCAUUAUGUCCAAUGAGAUCCAAGAAGGAGAGAGUUGUUCUAUAUAGUAAUCGAGCUCAAUGCCAUCUUUUGCUGCAGCAACCUUUGGCUGCCAUCAGUGAUGCUACCCGUGCACUAUGCCUUCAUAAACCUCUCAACCGUCAUGCCAAAAGCCUUUGGAGAAGAGCACAAGCUUAUGACAUGCUUGGGUUAGCAAAAGAGAGUUUAUUGGAUGCCAUUCUAUUUAUUAAUGAAUGCUCUCAAUCAAAUGAUCCUGAUCUCUCACAGAGACAAAAUAAAGUUCCGGAUUAUGCUGAGCGAUUAGUCAAGAAACAGAUGCGUGCUGCUUGGUUAUUUCGAGAGGCAGCUAUUAAGCAUGGGGGUGUCCAUAGUCAAGGUGAUGCUGGUGAUUUAUAUGGCCCAGAUACUGAUGACUCUGAAUGGGAGACGGCAAGUGAAAGUGAUAUAGGAAACGAUGGAAGGGAUGAUAUGGGUGAAGAGGAUGACGGUGAUUGGAAUAAUGAUGACGACGGGAAAGAUUAUGAAAAGCCUUUGCUGAAAGACAUAAAGCACGGAUAUAGUGUGCAACUUGCAGCAGAAGAACCAUGACCUGACAGGGUAAACCUGUGCUGCUGCAUGAAUGAAGCAUGGUGGCUGCUAUGGCUUCAAACUCUGCAUGCUACGUGGGCUAGUUGCUCAUUCUCUAUGUAUAACAGUGGAAGUGUUGUGAAUUUUCUGUCUUCUAUUUGAGGUUGAAGUUUAAUUUACUUGAAGUUUUCCAUAUUCAAUACUUGUUCUCCCCCCUUUCGAUGUUAAGUGUAAAAAUUGGAUAUUCAAGUUUGGAGAACUGCAUAGCAUUCGAAACCUGUGAAGUAUUUUUUUUUUCUUUCUUUUCCAUUUUUGGUAAGUUUGUGUAUAUAGACCUUUUGUGGUCAAGUUUUCUCGAGUCCAUUUUUCUAUUUUGUUCUA
Arachis duranensis is the source of this 3113-nucleotide messenger RNA. RefSeq lists its product as uncharacterized. Gene Ontology annotation, molecular function: protein binding. The record is from RefSeq and is a predicted model, not a curated record. NCBI's taxonomy places the organism in Eukaryota, Viridiplantae, Streptophyta, Magnoliopsida, Fabales, Fabaceae. The coding region runs from base 948 to 2753 and encodes 601 amino acids. The transcript has 8 exons.